AUACACGCGCGCGUUCCGUGUGUAAUGUCAUGACACACAUGUGACGUUGAAACCACCAGAUUUAUGGUGUCAGAAAAUCGGUUCGGUAAAUUGAACUUGGUUUUUUGUCUGUGGCGCUUAAAUUAUUUUGCAAAAUUCCAUUACAUCCCAAACGAAAAUUGUAUUUUCUUUUCUUGUCCUAAUGAUAACUAAUUACCAACUGAUCGACUCAUUAGUGCAUUCUUUGAGCGUAUCAAUAUAGAGUGAGACUAACGGACAUUGCUGUGGCUCAUUAAUAACGUUCAUUCAUACGUAUAAACAAGCUAUCUGGCGUUUCAACCUUGCUCAUAUCGUGCCCAUUGAUUUUAUAUUUAAAUUGUGCAUUUUGUUUUUAUUACAAUAACAUGCUUUGCUAUUUCAACGCAAUCGAUGAUCGAAAGAGAAGCAUUUUAGUGAAGUGAGAAGCGAUUCUAGAGCGCAGAAGAAAAAUCAUUUUAUUGUUAUUUUUUUCCGAAUUGUAUUGUUAUACUAUUUGUCAAUGUAAAGAUAAACGUUCAAAUUGUACACACAAUAAUAAAAACCAAAAAAUCAUGACGUUGUUGAGUAAAAUAAGCAACAUAAACCCAAUAUCACACACAACCUCCACACAAAAGGUGAUCUUAGCAUCUUUAACAGCUGGGGUUGUUUUGUUAAGUGUUUUGGCUCGAUAUUUAGGCCGUCGGAAAACUUCUCGACCCGUUCGCCGUCCAAGAAUUGUUAACAGUGGUCGACGCACCAGGAACAGUAUGAGGUCGCCAAAUGAUAUAUUAUCUUUAGCUGGAUCUAAAGUAUCGGCGCGUUCCAUAUCGCCUGGUGGUUCCGUUGUUGCUCUUUCUGAUCGCCUUUCCCUAGCAUCCGGUUCAUUACCUGGUGCAGCACACGAUAAUCCACUAUCUCCACAGCAGCUCGGUGUUAUGGGGAUGGAAGCUCUAGAAACAGUUAUUAACUUUUGGGAGGAUGCACUCGUUGCAUAUGAAACACCGACCACACCAGAAGAAUCGGAAUUCUGUCGUGAAAUUCAGAGUUUAUUGGAUCUUGCCUGGCAACUGCAAGAUCAAAGCGAACUACUGUUUCUUGACCAACGAUCAAUACUAUUCCGGAAUAGCAGCCAUGCCAAUGAUAUAAAUGCCCUGCAUCGAUCUUUGUCAGAUCCGAAUUUCGAUUCGGCUGAAAGUUUUGCAUCCGCUCUUGAUCAGAUCGCUGAUAUUAGAGAGUUUGAAGAGUUUGCCGACACGAUACCAGACAUGGAACGAUACCCAUUGUAUCAAAGUGCAAUAAGACACUUAGAAGAGACUCCAAUUCCGGUUCGCAUGAUGCGCACAGAAAUGGUUAACUGUGCAUCAGAUUUGGAGUACCUAGCCAAAUUACACUGUAUUCGUUUAGCAUUUCAAUAUCUGUUCAAAGAAGAAUCAACCGGACGAUGGGUCGCUGAUACUGGUCGUCAAAUUUUGACGGAUCUUUUAUUGUAUGGUGAUAGAGAUCCAAAGGACUUUUUAGUUGGAUAUGAAGCAAUGUUAGACUUUUUACAAGACCAAAAUAAUUGGCCAGCUAUUGAAAAGGAACUGGAGGCUAGAAAUGUAAAAGCCCUGACCUUUUAUGAUGUGGUUCUAGAUUUUAUAAUUCUUGAUGCGUUUAGAGAUUUGGAUGCACCGCCGGCAAGUGUGACAGCCGUAGUGAAUAAUCGAUUCUUAUCCAAUGGAUUCAAAGAAACGGCAUUGACAACCGCUGUUUGGUCUGUUUUGAAAGCGAAACGUCGUAUGUUAAAAUACUCAAAUGGUUUCAUGGCACAUUUCUAUGCCAUAUCCGAGCAAAUAUCGCCGAUGAUGGCCUGGGGAUUUUUCGGUCCCAAUGAGAAUUUGAGCGAAGUAUGCCACUACUUCAAAGAUCAAACGAUGGGAUUCCUGAAUGACAUUUUCAAUUUCCAAAAGUGUCGAUACACAACGGUCGAAGAAUUAUCGGCCGACAUUUACCAAGAAAUGAAGAAUCGUGUAGCCAAUAUAAGCGUUAAAUUUAGCCAGUAAGCCUUAUGAACAGACACAAACGCAUCAAUAGUAUGGAAUUUAUUUGCCAAAAUUGACCAAUACACAAACUGAAUAUAUUAAACGAACAAAUAAAGAUGUAAUUGUAGAAUCGAACGAGAGUAAAAAAAAAGACGUACAGAUACAAAUGCAAUUUCAUUGAACUUGAAUCAUGAUUUGUGCUAAAACUUGUUCAAUCAGUAUCACUCACAUGAAUUAUAUUAUAUCUUUUAAACAAUGACAUCCAAAAAAUCAGCUGUAGAUGACAUCGUCUUUGUGAUGGAUAAAAAAAAAUGUACACAUUCAUUCUGAUCUGAUUCUGAAUAAAGCAUUCCAAUGUCUCAAAAAAGGAACGUCAUGCGUCGAACGAAAGACAAAAAAAGAACCGCUCCAUAAUAA
Sitodiplosis mosellana (orange wheat blossom midge) is the source of this 2435-nucleotide messenger RNA. RefSeq names its product mitoguardin (gene Miga). The record is from RefSeq and is a predicted model, not a curated record. NCBI's taxonomy places the organism in Eukaryota, Metazoa, Arthropoda, Insecta, Diptera, Cecidomyiidae. Bases 570 to 2039 code for a protein of 489 amino acids. The transcript is spliced from 8 exons. Gene Ontology annotation, biological process: mitochondrial fusion.